Messenger RNA from Trichoplax adhaerens, 2343 nucleotides. RefSeq lists its product as uncharacterized. Gene Ontology annotation, cellular component: plasma membrane. The transcript has 17 exons. The coding region runs from base 1 to 2343 and encodes 780 amino acids. Gene Ontology annotation, molecular function: guanyl-nucleotide exchange factor activity. Lineage: Eukaryota; Metazoa; Placozoa; Uniplacotomia; Trichoplacea; Trichoplacidae. Gene Ontology annotation, biological process: Ras protein signal transduction; positive regulation of GTPase activity. The record is from RefSeq and is a predicted model, not a curated record.
AUGACACUAUACUUGAAUAGGAGAUGCAGUCUUGAAUCGAAUUUCAGUCAUGGUACCAUCGACGCUUCUGUCGAUGAGAUGGUAAAAGCCAACGAUCAGUUGAUCUCUACGCGACAACGACAUGCUACCAUUUCUAAUCCACCAUUAAGCCGUCGUAAUCGCUUAACCAUGAAUGGGACAAAUGCUCGAAAUGAUCGAUUCAGUAGUUCUCCGAACUUGAAAUAUUUCGGAGAAGAAAAAGAGUCGGGAGCUCUAUACGACGUUUAUUUAAAACGCAUCCAUUACAGCACAUUGGCUAAAGAUUUAAAGCAAGCAAUCGAUGCUGAUGCCAGUGGUGUUUCUCAUAUGCAAUGGCAUACAUGUAAAGUCCUAUACAUCAAAGCUGGCACGGUGAAGAAGGCUGUUCAUUAUAUUAAUCCAAAACAACAAGAAAAUGAUCCAAGUUUUGCCAACAUUUUACUUUGUACUUAUAAAACAUUUACCACUCCUGAAGAAUUACUUGAUUUAAUUUUAAUGCGAUAUCGACAAUUAAAUGACGUAGAUGAUGAUCAUAGCGAUCCUGACGAAGAUGAAACCGCUAAAGAGUGUGCAGAAGCGACACAAAAAUGUCUUCGUAAUUUUAUAUAUUCAUGGAUUGAAGAAUAUCCUGCUGAUUUCGAUCAACACCCAGAUUAUCCACGACUAAAUAAAUUAAUAGAAUUUGGACGAAAUGUAAUGAAAAAUGAAAAAUUAAUUGAACGACUAGUAGAAUGCCAACAUAGCUUCCAGUCUUCUCAUCAAGGCACCGCAUCAACUAAUGAAGAUGACGACGCGGAAAGCGAUUGUUCUAGUAACUGUGGUUCUGCAUCGUCACUAUCUUUGGAUUUUCUGUCUAUUCCUACGGCUAAUUUUGCUGAACAGCUAACCCUUUUAGAUGCGGAGUUAUUCAGAAAAGUCACCCCGCAUCAGUGUUUGGGUGGCAUUUGGGCUAAACGAAAUAAAGACGAUGGAAAUGAAUUAACCGGUAGCGUAACGGCUACAAUCAAACAAUUUAAUCGCGUUUUAUUUUCUGUUGUUACAACAAUACUGAAUUAUGGUGGCGAUAGUAGUACACCGCAUUUACGAGGCAAAAUUAUAUCAAAAUGGAUAGAUAUAGCACAAGAAUGUAGAAUAUUGAAAAACUUUUCAUCGUCGAAAGCUAUUAUUACUGGAUUACAUUUUUCUCCAAUUCAUAGACUAAAAAAAUCAUGGCAAAAUGUGAAUAAAGAUAAAAUUGAAAUUUUUGAAGACUUGUUAAUGUUAUUUUCGGAGGAAAAUAACCAAAAACUAAGUAGAGAUGUUUUAUGGAAGGAAGGAACUGCUAAAUUUUCAGAAGUAACUGGAUCUGGUUUAAGAAGAUUAAGUCGUAGAAGAAGAAGAAAAUCGAGACCUGAGCUACCGAUGGUCCCUCAAGGCACAGUUCCUUAUUUAGGCACUUUCCUUACGGACUUAACUAUGCUGGAUACUGCAAAUGUAGAUAUGACCGAAGACAAGUUGAUAAAUUUCGAGAAAAAAAGGAGGGAAUUCGAAGUGAUUGCAAAAGUAAAAUUAUUGCAAGCCACCGCUAAAAAUUAUAUGAUAGUUGCAGAUAAAGAAUUUAGGAGAUGGUUACGAUCGUUAGAUCUAUUAACCGAAGAUGAAAGUUUUUGUUUAUCAACGGAUAUCGAAAAAGAUGGAACACCAAAAACGAAGGAUAGAAAAAGUGGUGUUCUUCAUUCCGUAAAGAAUCUAUUUGGUGGAGUCAAUAAUUCUGUUGAUGUCGAAUUAAUUCCAAGCGAGAGUAUAGAUAGUUUGGAUACCGAAAGUAUUAGUCUAACGCCGAAUAAAGAAACGAGACGAAGUUCAAUUGGCUCUUUAACAUCAUCUUCAAGUGGUGAAGGAAUGACUGGAACGACGACGGCAGCUACAAGUACUAUUAAAACAAACACACAGUCACCCGCCAUUGUUCAGCAAACUAAGUUAGCAACUUCACCUCAACAAACCGGUGGCCAUAUGAAACUAGCAACUUCACCUCAACAGUCUGGUGGCCAUCCAAGACUUGCAUCUCCACCUCAACAGUCUAGUAGCCUUAUGAAAGUUGCAACAUCAAUUCAGCAAACUAGUGGCCCGAUGAAAUUGCUAUCGUCGCCUCUUGGAUGCUAUGUGGUGAAAGUCAUUUUUGAAAAUCAUAAUUACACCAAUAUAACGAAAGUUUAUAAAAGCAUAGUUAUAAGUAGCCAGGAGAGAACAAAUUCUGUAAUACAAAAGGUUUUAUUUAAGUAUGGCUUUCAAGAUGAAGACCCUAAUUCAUAUGAAUUGCUGCAAUCUAUGGAUAAGAAAGGUUAA